AAGGGGGUGUUUGCCAAUAUGUCUUUUGAAAGUAAAGGUAUCAUGCAAAUGUUUUAAUAGUUAAUUGGUCCAUAUAUAAAAUACAAUUUUAUGAUGUUAAAGGUCAACUACAGGUUGUCGACAUGGGCAUGGCUUGUAUGUAAUUUACGAGGUUUACGUAGAGUAGAGACUCCCCUGUAACCAGGUCUAUUAUAAACCAAGCAAAGCCUCGCAUGAUCAACCAUCAAAUGUUUGAAGAAGAAUAUCCAACGGUGACCAAGUGGGUCCGGGUGCUGACAUGGCAAAUCCUAAUUGGUGGAACAUCAGAGUUGAGAGAAGUAUACGUACGUAGAUGAUCUGUAAGACCUCCAAAAAUGACUAAUGACAGUGAGGUUCACUUCCUUCCCUUCUGACCCGCAACUGUGUCUGCUUCAAAUCUACCUUCCCACCCUUCUAAAACUCUGUUUUUAAAAGCUUAUAUAUUUGGAACCAUUUCGCUUCCAAAUUCUCGUAUCAAAUCAUAUCAUAUCAUAUACCCAGAAACCAGUUUUCAAGGCCCUUUAAUUAAUUCAUUUGGAGUACUACUUUAUGUAAAUUACAAUAACCACAUCACAAGCGCCACAACCUCGUUAGACUUUUUCUCUUUUAGUUUUUCAUUGAUCAGAGUAUGUAACCGUAUUAUUUCUCAGUUGAAUCCUCAAUCAACUCAGCAACCACAUCAUUCAAAGUAUAUAUAUAUUUUUGUUAGAUCGAUCAUGUAAUUGUGUAGCUUAAUAUUAGUUGUUUGUUUUGGUCAAUAUCAUCAUCAUCUUCUAUUUGAUGAUCAAAUAAUGGCAACUCUGGUACCCAUUACUCCAACAACUCCGUAGAAAAUUGUAACAUAGUAGAGAAGCUCUGUUCUUGCAUAUACAUAUAAUAUUACAAUAGUUAAUUAGUUAGAUAGGUCACUGCUGAGAGAGAAAGAAAUUAAGGCCAUGGAAGAGACCUUUGUACCAUUCCGGGGGAUCAAGAAUGACCUUAGAGGAAGAUUGAUGUGCUACAAGCAAGAUUGGACUAGUGGCAUUAAAGCUGGCUUCAGGAUUUUGGCUCCCACCACUUACAUAUUUUUCGCUUCUGCAAUCCCAGUCAUUUCAUUCGGUGAACAACUGGAGAGGAACACUGAUGGAGUUUUGACGGCAGUUCAAACCUUGGCAUCCACAGCGUUAUGUGGGAUUAUACAUUCAAUCAUCGGUGGUCAACCUUUGCUGAUUUUAGGAGUGGCAGAGCCUACUGUCAUCAUGUACACAUUCUUGUUCAAUUUCGCUAAAGAAAGGCCUGACCUUGGUCGUGAACUCUUUUUAGCCUGGACAGGAUGGAUAUGUGUUUGGACUGCAUUUCUGCUGUUCAUGCUGGCUAUAUUGGGAGCUUGUUCAAUCAUCAAUAGGUUCACCCGUGUUGCUGGAGAGUUGUUUGGUCUCCUUAUAGCCAUGCUCUUUAUGCAGCAGGCUAUUAAAGGAAUUGUGGACGAGUUUCGCAUACCAAAGAGAGAAAAUCCUAACUCACCACAGUUUAUACCUUCAUGGAGAUUUUCAAAUGGAAUGUUUGCUUUAGUUCUCUCCUUUGGCCUUUUGAUCACUGCAUUAAGAAGUCGAAAAGCAAGGUCAUGGAGAUACGGCUCUGGUUGGCUUAGAAGCCUAGUGGCAGACUAUGGUGUGCCACUAAUGGUUCUAGUGUGGACAGCAGUGUCAUACAUACCAUCUAGCAAUGUCCCAAAAGGGAUCCCUAGGCGACUCUUUAGUCCUAAUCCAUGGUCUCCCGGUGCAUAUGAUAAUUGGACUGUGGUUAAGGACAUGCUCAAUGUCCCAGUUAUCUAUAUCAUAGGAGCAUUCGUUCCAGCAACAAUGAUUGCGGUGCUUUACUACUUUGACCAUAGCGUAGCAUCACAGCUUGCUCAGCAAAAUGAGUUCAACUUGAGAAAGCCUUCUUCUUACCAUUAUGACCUACUUCUCCUAGGAUUUCUGACUUUACUGUGUGGUCUGAUUGGAGUGCCACCAUCAAAUGGAGUCAUCCCACAGUCCCCAAUGCAUACCAAGAGUUUAGCUACUCUCAAACACCAGUUGCUUCGUAACAGACUUGUUGACUCAGCACGUAGAAGUAUUAGGAAAAAUGCUAGUUUAGGACAACUUUACGGUAAUAUGCAAGAAGUUUAUCAACAAAUGCAGACCCCUCUAAUUUAUCAACAGUCCUCAGCUCGGGGAUUGAAUGAGUUAAAAGAAACGACAAUUAGUGCAGCUUCAAGCAUGGGAAACAUCGAUGCACCAGUAGACGAGACAAUUUUUGAUGUGGAAAAAGAGAUAGAUGAUCUUUUGCCAGUUGAAGUGAAAGAACAGCGUGUGAGUAACUUGCUCCAGGCUACAAUGGUGGGAGGAUGUGUUGCAGCCAUGCCUGUCCUCAAAAUGAUUCCCACCUCAGUCCUCUGGGGAUACUUUGCUUUCAUGGCAAUCGAAAGCUUGCCCGGUAACCAGUUUUGGGAAAGGAUCUUAUUACUCUUCACCGCACCUAGCAGAAGAUUCAAGGUGCUCGAGGACUACCACGCAACAUUCGUGGAAACGGUGCCGUUUAAGACCAUAGCAACAUUCACAAUUUUCCAAACAGUGUAUUUGCUCAUAUGUUUCGGCCUCACAUGGGUCCCAAUAGCGGGUCUCAUGUUUCCACUAAUGAUUAUGCUUUUGGUUCCGGUAAGACAAUACUGCCUCCCUAAAUUUUUCAAAGGGAUUCAUCUCCAAGACCUCGACGCCGCCGAGUACGAAGAGGCACCAGCUCUGCCUUAUAAUCUCGCCACGGGAUCAGAGAUUGGAGCGGGGGCUUCAUAUGCAGGAGAUGGUGAAAUUUUAGAUGAAGUUAUGACCCGAAGCAGAGGUGAGUUCAGGCGCACGAGCAGUUCUAAACUCACGAGCUCUACGUCGACACCAGCCCACAAUGCCCCGAGAGCUUUCGAGAGCCCGAGUCAGGUGGCGCAUGGGUACAGUCCUCGCGCAGCAAGGGAGAUAAGAGGAGAGCCAAGUCCACGUGCAGGCGGACGAGGGGGAGGGUCGACUUCGAGUCCAAGGCCACCUAACCUGGGAAAGAGCCCUCUAAGCAGUAAUACUACCACGCCACUUAAUUAAAAUAAGGAUAAUCAUAUUGCACACAUAAAUUAUACACAAAUUUAAUCCACACUUACGUAAAGUAAUUUUAACCAAUUAUCUAUCUUUAUUUAAAGAUGGAUCUAUUUGUUAAAAAUAACUUAUCACAUGAGUAUGUGUUAAAUUUGUAUAUAAUUUAUGUGUGCACUAAUAAUUACUCUUUGAAUAAUUAAUAGGUUUUACCUAUUUUUAAGCUCUAAGGGCUAAGCAAGCUUGGAUUAUGUUGUGAGUUGUCGUUUUUCUUUUAUAUGUUUUGUGGUUUAUUAUAUGAUGAUCACUUCUUCGUUGUAUAAAGUCCUUUGGUUGUAACUAAUAGUUAUUGAUCUUUAUAUUGGUAUUUCUUAAUUAGUCCAAAAUCGGAAGAAAAAGAACAAA
Messenger RNA from Cannabis sativa, 3518 nucleotides. RefSeq names its product boron transporter 1. The record is from RefSeq and is a predicted model, not a curated record. Gene Ontology annotation, cellular component: plasma membrane. The transcript is spliced from 12 exons. The coding region runs from base 954 to 3125 and encodes 723 amino acids. Gene Ontology annotation, biological process: monoatomic ion homeostasis; monoatomic anion transport; transmembrane transport. Gene Ontology annotation, molecular function: solute:inorganic anion antiporter activity. Lineage: Eukaryota; Viridiplantae; Streptophyta; Magnoliopsida; Rosales; Cannabaceae.